Messenger RNA from Diatraea saccharalis (sugarcane borer), 3537 nucleotides. The record is from the annotation of a GenBank genome assembly. Lineage: Eukaryota; Metazoa; Arthropoda; Insecta; Lepidoptera; Crambidae.
CCGAUUAUUUUUGGACAUCACUAACGCUAUAAUGGGCCUAGAUUGAGUAUGUGAAAUGAAUGAAUUGUUUUAUUUAUUACCGGCCAUAAUUCGUUAAAUUUGUCUUAUUGUAACUCUUCAAGACGAUGAUGAUAUGGAGAACGAAAUUACCACUUUGAAAAAACUGCCUUCAUGGCAAAACUGUGCUCAUUGUCCAAGUUUAAUUUUCUCCACUGCCACGGAGUUUGAAAGACAUAUUCAAGAUAAGCACAGCAUCAAGGAGGGGUCUAUUAUUCUAUGCCAAUAUGGUCAGAAUGGAAUUUGCUCUGCUCUUCAAUUUGGCGAUUUAAGGAAAGCAGGAUUUAAAUACCAUGUUAGGGAACAUCAUCUGUAUUCCAUAGAUGGAAAUGAUGAUUGGACUUUUUAUUCAUCAUCACAGAAUCUUCCAGCAGUAUUAAAUGAUCCAAAUCGAGGUAAACAAAGUAAUUUUUUUACAAAAACAUGGGGUGAUAAUUUUGUAGAUAAAAUUGAUAUUCACCCUAGUCCAUAUUUACCUGAAAUCAAUGUAGCACAUUUCGAAUCAUAUUGUAAAAAAAUAGCUAAAAGAUAUCGCAGACACAAUCGAUUAAAAGAAAAUAAUCCAGUCAAAGCUAAGUCUCCUGUAUCAGAGGCAGUGUGCGAUGUACCAAAUGUGUUUUUUGAACCAUCUUUACCUUUAAAUGACCCAAACAUUUUUUAUAAAGUGUUCCCUAGUUUAUGUCAAUCUGAUGACUCUAGUGUUGCUAUCAGAGCACUUCAAGAGACAUUAAGUACAUACCUUGAUGUUAUUGAAAUGAAAAUAUCUAAACAAGUAGCACAAAAAUCUGAUGCAUUUUUUCAUGCCAUGCUUUCACAUGAUACAAUAAUGGAGCAAAUGGAAAGAGCAACAAAAACAGUUAAGCAAACACGGCAGAAUAUAAAAAAAUUAAAACAAAACUUGACAGAAUGUCCCCUCCGAUUGGUAAGCUUGACAAGAAUCAAUCACAAUUUGAGCAAUAUUCAUGAGCACUUGAAAUUAAUGGGGACAGUACAACAAACACAACCCAUGAUUCAGUUACUUCUAAGCACUUCAGACUAUGUAGCAGCUUUGGAUUUGAUCAGUUCAACUCAAAAAGUAUUGUCCACUAAAUUAGUAGGUAUUCAAGCAUUUCGUCAUUUAUCUCCUCAAUUGACUGAAAUGAAAAGACUAAUCCAUAAAAUGUUAAGUGAUGAAUUUCAAAGAUUUAUUAUUGCAGACUUGAAUAGACAUCCAAAGGAUGAUAGUGAAAUUCCUGAGAGGGAUAAAAUAGUAUCUAUUGUAUCAGGACUCCUGAGAAUGAAAGAAUUUGAUUUUAUUGAUGCUUUUAAACUAGAAGCAAUAACUUCUAUACAGGCUACAAUAAAGCAAUGUGUUAUAGAAAUUAUAUCACAGAGGGAUGGCAAUACAGAAAUAGUACUAAGGGGGUCUAAUGCUGACAACAUGUGGUUAAUGUGUAAUGAGGGUAUUAUAUUUCUUGAAAAAGUAAGCCCAAAUUUAAUCAAUUUAUUCAAGAGGAUUUUAACUUUGAACAACUUGAUAUUAGAAAUAAGCCAAAUGGAUGAUGUAAGUGGUACUGAAAGUGAAGAAUCUUGGUCUCAGGAGGAAUUAGUUUCUAUUGAAGAGAAAUUGCGAAAACUAAUAGUGUCCUUAUCUGAUUAUUGUAAUGAGCGCUGUGCUAAUUUGAUUGUUACAAAAACUGAAAAGGACAAUGUAUUUUCUGAUUUGUCACAACUCUCAAAGCUGUCAAACUUAAUUGAUUACUUUUCUAAUGAAUGUGAAAAGAUUACAGGUCAUUAUAGUAAUGCAAUGAAAUUGGCAUUAAGAAGUUUUGCAAUGAAAUAUAUACAGAUUUUACACACAGAGAGAAGGUCUCAACUCGUAGUAAGUCUCAACUCGGAGAGAUGGAAAACAGCAGAUGUUCCAUAUCAACUACAAAGUAUUGUUAAUAAAAUAUGUGAAAAUGGAGAAAUACCUCCCACAAUCAUUUAUGAAACUGGAAAACCCGAUGGAACAUAUUUGGUAAUCAAUAAUGAAAACUUUGCUGUAGUUGGAACUGUACAACUUUUGAUCAAAAUUUUACUGGAAUAUUGUGAUGCUACCAAGCAAUCACCUGUCAUAGUUCAGUACUUAAUACAUUGCAUGUUGGAAUUAAUAAGAUUAUUUAAUUCUCGCUGUUGCCAAUUGGUGCUUGGAGCAGGGGCCAUACAAAGUGCAGGAUUAAAAACAAUUUCGACAUCAAAUCUAGCAUUAGUUUCUAGAUCUCUUCAGGUAAUUUUAUGGAUCUUACCUCUAAUUAAAACGUUACUUGAAAAACUGCAUUCUAAAGAACUAUCUCUUGUUGGUUUUAGUAAUAUGGAAAGUGAUAUAGUUAGUCAUAAAAAUGAAAUAGAAAAUAAAAUUUGUACAAUAGUCAGUAACAUGCUCUGUUCUCAGUUAUCAGGAUGGGAUGCAAAGCCACCUGUACCAUCACAGACAUUUAGAAACAUUUCUAAACAUCUUGUAAAAUUACAUGAAGCACUUAUUGAUAUUCUUCCCAUAGAACAAAUACAGAUAAUAUAUAAAAGAGUACAUGAUAAUUUUAAGGAUAAACUGAGAGAGCAAUUAGCAAAGAUGAAUAUUGUAGCAAAUGGUAGUCCUCAACAUGGAGUUGUUACUUCGGAACUUACUUUUUAUUUGCAGACACUCAAAACUCUUAGAGUGAUAAAUGAAAAUGAUACCGAAGAUAACAUAUUGUAUGAUAUUUGGUUAAAUUAAAGUUGUAAGUAAAUAAAGGUUUUGGUACAUAAUUGAUACAGUAAAAUGAAAUGAACCAAUAUAUUAUUCUGUAUAUAACUUCUGUCGUAGGAUUAAUGAAAAACAAAGUAUUUAUUAUAUGAACAUGGUUUAUUUAUGCUUAAAAUUAUACACAAAAAUAAUCAGUUGUUUUGAUUCUACACAGCUAAAGGGACUUUUAGGUAUCAUAAAAAUAAGAAGCCAUAGGGUAUCGUAUUAGAAAAGCUAUCAAAGUACAUACGCACUGAAAAAUUAAUAACUUUGCAGUCAAGGUACCUUCAGACAUUGGACCUAAUUUUAUCAAAGUAAAAUUAAUUAAAGUCAUAUUAUUAAUUGUUAUACUCUCACUAUCCUCAAUUGUAUCUAUUAAAUGUAAAAUUGUUAGUACCUGUACUAAAGCUUUAUUAAUAAUGGUCAUUUCUUUCUUCACAAUUAAAGUUCUACUAGGUUCAAGCAAGUCCAUCUCAGCAUUAUACUUGGGUAAACGAUGCCUAGGGCAUGGUAUAAUACGAAACAACUGAGGAACUGAAUAAAGGAAAUUAAUCACUUGAGGUAAAAAGAAUAAUAAUACAGUUUUGCUAAAGUGGCUCAGAAUGCCUACUACUGCAAACGUCAUUCCAGAUACGUAGCAAAAUGUAUCACCAACAAAGACUUUCGAAGGGUACCUGAAAAAGAAGAUACUUUGGACAUGAGAGUAAUGUUAACUAAUGCAUAUGAAAGUUAUAGUA